This is a messenger RNA of Zingiber officinale, 1440 nucleotides long. Its product is annotated as phosphatidylinositol/phosphatidylcholine transfer protein SFH3-like. The transcript has 11 exons. The record is from RefSeq and is a predicted model, not a curated record. Bases 141 to 1151 code for a protein of 336 amino acids. Lineage: Eukaryota; Viridiplantae; Streptophyta; Magnoliopsida; Zingiberales; Zingiberaceae.
UUUGAAGACUAGAACUGAGAAAGGAAGACGAAGGCAGUCCAGUCCUCUCCUCCAGUUUUGAAAUCACCCAACUCCACGCAAAUUCCAACCCUAACCCGAGAUUUACUGCUCUCUCCUCCUGCGGAUCCGUCCGCAGCACAAUGGGGAUCGCCUCACAGGACGUGAUCAAGCAGCUCUCCGUGCUCAUCGACCAAGUGGAGGAGCAUUUGAAGGUUACAUUUCAGAAUGUUCAUCAGGGCCAUCCAAAUGUAACUUUCACGCGUUUUCUUAAGGCUAGAGAGUGGAAUGUUUUCAAAGCACAAAAGAUGUUGGUAGACUCUCUAAACUGGAGGAUACAAAAUCAUAUUGAUGAUAUUCUCUCUAAACCUAUAACUCCAGUUGAAUUGUAUAGAGGGAUUCGUGAUUCACAGCUUAUAGGAAUGUCAGGACACACUAAGGAUGGCAACCCUGUUUUUGCAAUAGGUGUUGGCCUCAGCGCAUAUGAUAAAGCAUCAGUUCAUUACUAUGUACAAUCACAUAUUCAGAUGAAUGAGUAUCGCGAUCGCGUCAUCUUGCCUGCUGCAACUAAGAAGUACGGACGCCAUAUUGCCACUUGUGUGAAAGUUUUGGAUAUGACUGGUCUAAAGCUUUCAGCAUUGAGUCAAAUAAAGUUACUAACGACGAUAUCCACGAUUGAUGACCUAAAUUACCCCGAAAAGACAGAGACUUAUUAUAUUGUUAAUGUCCCAUAUAUAUUUUCAGCAUGCUGGAAGGUUGUCAAGCCUCUAUUGCAAGAAAGAACACGAAGGAAAGUGCAAGUGCUGCAAGGUUGUGGCAGAGAUGAGUUGUUGAAGAUAAUGGACUAUGCAAGUCUUCCCCACUUUUGCAAAAGAGAAGGUUCUGGCUCCUCUCGAUAUUCAUCCACCGGAUUCAAUGACUGCUUCUCCUUGGACCAUCCCUUCCACCAACAGCUUUACAGCUACAUCAAGCAGCAAGCACAAGGCAGACCAUUCAUUGCACCCCUGAAGCAAGGAUCUUUUCACGUAGACGUGCCCGAACCAGGCUCCGAGGGGAUUAAUAUCGUAAAAACCAUAGAGUCAGAGCUCCAUAAGAUCGGAAACAACAAUGGGCUCAUCCACUCACUCAGCGAUCUCAACAUCGACAGCGCAUGAUGCUAAGUCGCUACAUGGUGAACCUAAGUUAUAUCAUCUUUCUAUAAGCAAAAAACCACUUGCAUUCGCUGGAUGCAGUUUUAGUUUCAAGAUGAAUAGUCACUCAAGUCAAGUAGCCUCAAAAUUUUCAGCCAUUUAAGGGGGUGAAUUGUGAAGCUGGAUGAGGGCACGUAAGCUUACAAACUUAGAGAAUGUAGAGACUUCUUUUGGUAUUUAAGUUAAUAUAUUUCUAAAAUUAUGGUGUGUCAAUUUGUUUAUGGAGACAAUUUUAUAUAUAAUAUUUCUUUAA